CUUUUAUGGAAUAUGAAGAAAAAACUGGACGAGCUCACAGACCACUCUCCCCUAAACAGAAUGUGAGGAAGAAUCUUGAUUUUGAACCACUCUCCACUACAGCACUUAUUUUGGAGGACAGACCAGCGAACCUCCCCGCAAAACCAGCAGAAGAAGCCCAGAAACACAGACAACAGUAUGAAGAAAUGGUCGUUCAGGCGAAAAAAAGAGAGCUUAAAGAAGCCCAAAAGAGAAAGAAACAACUGGAAGAACGCUGUAAACUGGAAGACAGCAUUGGCAGUGCUGUUUUAACUUGGAACAAUGAAAUCUUGCCCAACUGGGAAACUAUGUGUUGUUCCCGUAAAGUUCGAGAGCUGUGGUGGCAGGGCAUCCCACCGAGUGUGAGGGGCAAAGUCUGGAGCUUGGCAAUUGGCAAUGAGUUAAACAUCACCCAUGAACUGUAUGAUAUUUGCCUGGCUCGUGCCAAAGAGAAAUGGCGAUCACUUAGCACAGGAGGGGCUGAAGUAGAAUGUGAAGAUGCUGGAUUUUCUGCAGCUGACAGAGAAGCAAGCUUGGAGUUAAUAAAACUGGAUAUCUCAAGAACGUUUCCUAAUCUCUGUAUAUUCCAGCAAGGUGGUCCUUACCAUGACACGUUGCACAGUAUUUUAGGAGCCUAUACUUGUUACAGACCUGAUGUAGGCUAUGUACAGGGCAUGUCAUUCAUAGCAGCUGUAUUGAUCUUGAACUUGGAUACUGCAGAUGCCUUCAUUGCUUUUUCUAACCUUUUAAAUAAACCCUGUCAGAUGGCAUUUUUCCGUGUGGACCAUGGCCUUAUGUUGACUUACUUUGCUGCAUUUGAGGUAUUCUUUGAAGAAAAUCUGCCAAAGUUAUUUGCUCACUUCAAAAAAAAUAACUUAACUCCAGACAUCUAUCUUAUUGAUUGGAUAUUCACAUUGUACAGCAAAUCUUUGCCACUAGACUUGGCAUGUCGUGUCUGGGAUGUGUUCUGCCGUGAUGGAGAAGAGUUCUUAUUCCGUACAGCCCUGGGAAUAUUAAAACUUUUUGAAGAUAUUUUGACCAAAAUGGACUUCAUUCAUAUAGCCCAGUUUUUAACAAAGCUACCAGAGGACUUGCCUUCGGAAGAAUUCUUCACAUCUAUUGCUGCCAUUCAGAUGCAAAGUAGAAACAAAAAGUGGGCUCAGAUAUUGGCUGCUCUGCAGAAAGAUAACCGGGAAAUGGAAAAAGGAAGUCCUUCACUCAAACGUUAAAACUAUGAUUGCCUCCAGUGACUCAUGGGAAAAGAGCUAAAGUGGCAAAAGUAUUGAGUACUGUUUGACAUGUAUGAGCCUGCAAAUUAAAGUGUUAUUUCAGAGUUUUGUUUAGUAGUAGGAUAGCCUUAAAGGGGAGAGAGGACAAAAGAGAAGGAGAGGAGAGGAAAAAAAAAAAAAGGAAGGAAAUCGGGGGAUGAAACCCUUGAAGUGAAACCUAGGCUUAGCCUUAAACUUUUAGUGGAAUGAGCAUUUGCUGUGGACAGCGUUACACAUUCUGUACUUCUGAUGAGGGCAGUGAAACUAAACAAUAUUAAGUGUUUUUUUAAAUUUUUUUUCUUUGAUGUUUUAAAAGACUGGGCAUUCAGCGAUGUUGGUUGCUUUGAAAGCUAUUCCCCAGUUUCAUUCUUCGGCAGGAUAUAUUUCCCAUACCCGUAACAGUAGCGGGAUCUGGAUUUUAAAUAACUGGUGCUGGAAUUUAUAGUUAAAUGAUGUAAGGACCAUUUCUUUAGAAAUGUUUCUUGUUUUAUAGGCUGUGGGUCCCAUUUACCAAAGAAAUCACGUAGACAUAGAACUACAUUCCAUUCUUUAACAAGAAAAAGUUAAGUAGAAAAUAAACUUGGAAGAGAAGUCAGGCUAGCAGUGCAAAACCAGUUAUUCUUCAAGAUGCCUUGGAAAUCUAUGUUUCCAAUCUGGAUGCAUAUGGAAGAAGUUCCAUUAAUCAGACUAGAUUCCAAACUCACCGAGGGGUUUCUAAUAUUAAGCUGGCUUCAUUUUCCAAUUGUACUCUUUCCUCUGUUUAACACAGGGUCACGUACUACUAAAUGUAUGUUUCCAUAUCUCCCUCUUCUGGGGCAGUGCUGUUUCGGGGUGUGGUUGCCUACCAGCUACGUAUUCCUGUGCCACCUCUCCAGUCGUGCUGAUGAAACUGUGGGCUGAGCAGAUAAAUGGAGAAAUGGUUAAAAGCAAUUUUAUAGUUACUUUAAACCCAGCUCUGCUCACUGGCAAAACUGAGGAGGAAGGG
Pygoscelis adeliae (Adelie penguin) is the source of this 2271-nucleotide messenger RNA. RefSeq names its product TBC1 domain family, member 14 (gene TBC1D14). The transcript is spliced from 13 exons. Bases 6 to 1247 code for a protein of 413 amino acids. The record is from RefSeq and is a predicted model, not a curated record. Lineage: Eukaryota; Metazoa; Chordata; Aves; Sphenisciformes; Spheniscidae.